Molecule: messenger RNA, 3159 nt
Organism: Chaetomium globosum CBS 148.51
Lineage: Eukaryota; Fungi; Ascomycota; Sordariomycetes; Sordariales; Chaetomiaceae
Exons: 5
Coding region: 1-3159 (1052 amino acids)
Molecular function (GO): oxidoreductase activity; protein binding
Source: RefSeq, a predicted model, not a curated record
AUGUCACCCAUGCCCGUUUUCCUCAUCACUGGCGCCUCCUCUGGCUUCGGCGAAGCCAUCGCAUACGACGCACUCGCGCGGGGCCACCACGUCAUCGCAACGGCACGCAGCACAGCCAAGCUGAGCGCGCUCAAGUCGGCGGGCGCCACUGUGCUGGCGCUGGACGUGACCAGUGACGAAGCGACGCUGGCGGCCAUUUUCCGCGAGGCACACGCCGUCCACGGCCGUAUCACGCACGUUGUUAACUCCGCGGGGUAUUUGUUAGAGGGGGCCGUUGAGGAGGCUAGGGGUAGUGGGAAGGAGGUGUUUGAUCUCUUCAACACCAACGUGCUGGGAACGUGUAAUAUUGCCCGGGUUGCGGCACCGUAUCUGCGUGAGGCGGCUAAGGAGGACGGGCAGAUGGCGGCGCUGGCGACGUUUGGAAGCUUGGGAAGUUGGUUGUCCGCCGCAGCGGCUGCUCAUUACUGCAGCACCAAGUUCGCCGUGAGCGGGCUGACCGAGGGCUUGGCGGAAGAGUUCCGGCCUUUCGGGGUCGACGUCUGCUGCGUGGAGCCGGGAUACACGCGCACGGCGAUCCUGGCGAACGGGGCUGAUGGCGUAAACCAUCGGGUGAAGACGGCGCGGCAGUUGGACAUCUACAUGCACCAAGACACGGACGCGGCCAAGAUGCGCGCAGCUAUCGAUGCUUACAAUGGCAACCAACCAGGCGACGUCGUCAAGUGCGCCAAGGUCAUUGUUGACGUGUUGACCAAAGAGGGCGUCGCCAAGGGGAGGGCGGUGCCUGUGCGUUUGGUUCUGGGCUCGGAUUGCCUCGAGGUUGUGCGCGCAAAAUCAGUAUUCAACAUUCAGGUCUCCGCCCAAUCUGCAGUUGGGGGCUCGGUAGCUGUGACAAACUCGAUUGGCGCUGAGGCUUGGCACCCACAUGCCACUCACCAUCAGGCUCGCGUGCCCCACGCUCAUAGCAUCUGCACGCGCAAGCAGCGGGCGGUGCAUCACUUUCACCAGUGCCGCCCAGCCGAGUCCUCAAGGACGCCGGCGUAUACAAAGUGCAUUAACCGCGAUAUUCAUCGACCGACCAUGAACCCCACUAAUACCAAGCCCGAUACGCCGUCGAUGCACGAACAUGUGCAAGCCCCGGUCACCCCGCCAUCGCCAGUGACCCCUCCAGACAGCCCCCACAGAGGACCAAAAUCACAACGCUCACUGUCACAGGGCUCCGCCGGUUCAACACAGUCGGCACGGAGUCGCCAAGAGUAUUUGGACUCGCUGGUACCGCCAACGAAGGAGGAAUUUGCCCAUAUUGCAGAAACACAAGCCAAGCGCGAGGCCGAGCAGAAACGCGCCCAACGCCACAGACAGCGGCAGAGUAUCAACUCUAUAUUGGGACCUCCAUCUCCUUCGAGGCCUCAACCCCAACCACAAACCCACCAUAUACCCCUUGCCAGCCGGCUUGGCUUUGGGUUUGGUCGCCCCCGCGGCAACAGCGACGAUGGGCUCCGCAAUAGGGCUGCGACAGUCAUACAGCGCACAUACCGUGGCUACCGCACCCGCCGAGAGAUUCAGGGGCUGGGUAUCGAUGCGUCGACACGUUGGACAUAUGCCGUGCGUGAGGCGCAAUGGAGAGACAUGACCACGCCCCGUGCCAGGGGCGCCUCGAUCACCAACGGGGUGGCCUCCCCUGAACGGCCGGGAACUGCGAGCGGCCGGCCGCUGUCAACAGCACGACAGAAUUGGAAGAAGGUUUCCGCCAUUGCCCGGCAUGCCGGGAACGACCUCGACGCCGACACCUCCUCCAGUAGCUGCUCCGACUCUGACCCGGAUUCGGGCGAGCAAAGGAAGGAGGAACGCAAGCGGCGGGAAGAGGCCAAGGCGCGCCGCAAACAAACCGCAAAGAUGAUGGGCCUGCAAUACUUCCUCGAGAUGAUUGACCUCAAGCACCGCUACGGCUCCUUCCUGCGCGUUUACCACGAGGAGUGGAAGCGCGCCGAGACCAACGAGAACUUUUUCUACUGGCUCGACUACGGCGAGGGCAAGAACCUCGACAUCGAAGCCUGCCCUCGCGAACGCCUCGACCGCGAGCAGGUUCGCUACCUCUCGCGAGAAGAGCGCCAGUACUACCUCGUCAACGUCGACUCCGAGGGCCGUCUCUGCUGGGCAAAGAACGGCGCGCGCAUCGACACCACUGAGAAAUGGAAGGACUCUAUCCACGGCAUCGUCCCCAGCGACGACCCAACCCCCGCCUACACCCCCUUAGGGGAAAACCAGACCACCCUCCUCGGCGACACAACCACCGACUCAUCCCCGUCCCCCACCGCCACAACCACCACCACAACCACUUUCUCCUCCUCUUUCUCCUCCUCCUCGAUCACCUCCGCCAACGCAACACGCUACGCCUCCUCCCUCCCCCCCACCGCCCCCACCAAACAACGCAUAUCCCACCACCUCUCCGGCGCCACCAUCCUCAACAAACUCCUCCGCAAAACCGUCCGCAAAAACACCUGGAUCUUCGUCGCCGACACCUCCUUCCGGCUCUACGUCGGCAUCAAAAACAGCGGCGCCUUCCAGCAUUCCUCCUUCCUCCAAGGCAGCCGCAUCUCCGCCGCGGGCCUCGUGCGCGUGCGCGACGGCCGCCUGACCUCGCUGUCCCCGCUCAGCGGGCACUACCGCCCGCCCGCGAGCAACUUCCGCGCCUUUGUGCGCGCCCUGCGCGAGGCCGGCGCCGACAUGAGUCGCGUGUCGGUCAGCAAGAGCUACGCGGUGCUGGUGGGGCUGGAGGCGUACGCGAAGGCGAGGGGGAAGGCGGGGGAGGUGUUGGGAAGGGUGAGGGGGAGGGGGAAGGGGAAGGGGUUGGGGAAGGGUGGUGGUGGGAAGGCGGGGGCGGAGGAAGGGUUGGUUGUACCCGAGCCUGAGCCUGAGCCGGGCCCGCGCGUGGUGGACGCUGAGAAGCGGCUGGAAAGGGGAGGAGCUGCGUCGAAAGGGGAGGGAGACGACGAGGCGCAACAACAAGAAAAGCAGCAAGAACAACAGCGACAACAACAAAGAGAAGAAGACAAACUGCGCUCCGAAAACAAGCUCGCCGUUGAUGUCCUACAGAAAAUGAACCUCGGCGCCAAACCGAUCGAACCCAAGGGGCAAAAAGGGGGCGGGGAUGACCAGUAG